AUGUCGAGGCGGGUGACAAACGGACCUGAACCUGGACCUCUGAUCGAGCGCUUUUCGUGUCUGUUCCAGAACCUGUAUUGCCCGAAGACAAACCCCAGUGGAAUCGUGUCAUUGGGGAUCGCCGAGAAUCUUUUAUGCGCCGAAGAAAUCUUGUCAUUCUCCCGAAAAGCCAUAACCGAGAACCUGAUUCAGAAGGACCUCACGUACGGAGACAAUCUAUGGGGAUCUAGGAGGUUGAAUGAAGCUCUGGCUGGAUUCCUAAAUCGGUACUUUAAUCCGGCGGUCAAUGUCGAUCCUGAACACAUUAUCACGGGCGUCGGCGUCUCAGCAAUAUUAGACCACCUCUUUCACACCCUUCUCGAUGCCGGCGACGGCGUGCUCAUUCUCAAUCCGUAUUACGCGGGGUUCGACCGGGACUUGGUAGGCGGGAGAUCGGGGGUAAAGUUGGUCGGAGUUGAUUGGGCGGGGUAUAAGGACCAGAUCGAGUGCCAAAAUGAGGAUGAGGUUCAGGAUGAAUGGGCCGGCGACGGAGGUCUAGAAGAGGCUUUCGAAAAGGCUUUACAGAACGCUCGAGCGGAUGGGGUGGAUGUCCGGGCGAUCCUGAUUUGCAACCCCCACAAUCCCUUGGGAAUCACCGUCUCACGGUCGACGUUGAUCGGGUACUGCAAGUUUGCGCAGAAACACGAUCUGCACUUGGUCAGCGAUGAGAUCUAUGCGAUGAGUGUCUAUGAGAACAAAAGUUUCCCUGGAGCGAGACCCUUCUGUUCAGCGUUGAGCAUCGACCUCGAACGGGACAUAGAAGGACAUUUCGACAAGGGUCGUUUGCACUGCGUUUACGGGAUGAGCAAGGACUUUUCGGCUAAUGGGUUCCGCAUUGGCGCCCUUAUCACGCAACAUAACCCGCGCCUGCUUCGAACCCUCGCACAGCUAUCCAUACAAAUCAAGAUCUCCUCACCGGCAGACGUCAUCUUCUCAACCCUCCUGACAUCCGACUACCUGCCAACCUUUUUGAGACUGAACCAGUCUAGACUGAGUGUGGCGCAAGAGAGGGUGAGGACGUGGUUCGAACGCCGACAAGUGGUAGUGAGGGACUGUAACGCCGGGCACUUCGUUUGGGUGAAUCUGGGCCCACGGAUUGGAAUCAAGACGAGGGAUGAGGAAACGCGGGUGUUCCAAAAACUGCUCGAUGGGGGUCUUUACGUAGCCCCGGGCUCGGCGUACCACCAUAAGACUCCCGGGUGGUUUAGGGUGACAUUCUCUGUACCACCUGAGAAUUUGGAGGCCGGUCUUGAGAGGCUGGAAGACCUGCUGAAUUUACGUUGCGCGGACGAGUUGUGA
Filobasidium floriforme is the source of this 1338-nucleotide messenger RNA. RefSeq names its product pyridoxal phosphate-dependent transferase. Lineage: Eukaryota; Fungi; Basidiomycota; Tremellomycetes; Filobasidiales; Filobasidiaceae. The record is from RefSeq and is a predicted model, not a curated record. Gene Ontology annotation, biological process: biosynthetic process; amino acid metabolic process. The transcript has 9 exons. The coding region runs from base 1 to 1338 and encodes 445 amino acids. Gene Ontology annotation, molecular function: transaminase activity; pyridoxal phosphate binding.